This is a messenger RNA of Aphanomyces astaci, 2097 nucleotides long. RefSeq lists its product as hypothetical. The transcript has a single exon. Gene Ontology annotation, biological process: proteolysis. The record is from RefSeq and is a predicted model, not a curated record. Lineage: Eukaryota; Oomycota; Saprolegniomycetes; Saprolegniales; Verrucalvaceae. Bases 31 to 1995 code for a protein of 654 amino acids. Gene Ontology annotation, molecular function: metalloexopeptidase activity.
GAAACAUUUGUCGUCAUUUUUUGUACAACCAUGGGCCGUGGACUCCAGUGGCUGUUGUACCUGGUGGUGGCAUGCGGCGUAUGCAUCACAACGCACUUCUGGCGGUCUCGAAUGCCUCCAGUGUCCCCGCCGUCUACCUCCGCCUCAGUGUUUUCAGGCCAAGCGGCCUUCGACCAACUGCGCAACAUCACGAAAACCAAACACCCGGUGCAAGCCCAGGCCAAUUUGGACAUGUAUCAUUACCUGUACGAUCAAUUGGAAGCCCUCAAUCGCACAGUAAGUCUUAACGCUGCCGACGACUCGGCGUGGCUGCCGAAUCAGCUCGUUUUCGAUACACCACGAAGUCUCGUGCGCACCCUUCCGCCAGCAACCGCGACCACCCAACCCGGCGGCGCUACACGUCAAGGGUGCAAGGACUAUGAAGGCUACAUCAAUGAAACGCAGAUCGUGGUUCGAGUGCCAGGCACGUUACCGUCCAGUGUGUUGCUAACCGCGCAUUUCGAUUCUGCGCCGUCGUCGUAUGGCGCGUCCGACGACGGCGCGGGCGUGGCAGUGAUCCUCGAGACGCUGCGGGCCCUGCUGGCGUCCCCAACUCCUCUCGACCACACCCUCGUCGUGUUUCUCGACAACGGCGAAGAGACUGGCUUGUGCGGGUCCAAGUGGUUCGUCCAGUCCGACUUGGUCUCGGCGUUCAAGGUCAAAGUGUUUGUCAAUUUGGAGGGCGGCGGCGUGGGCGGCCGAGCGAUCUUGUUUCGCGCGACAGACAACCAACUGGCAUCUUUGUACGGCCAAGUGGCCCCGUACCCGCACAUGAACAGCCUGGGCGGGUCGUUGAUUUCCCUUCUGGGCAGCUCCACCGACUACCAAGUGUACAAGCCCGCCGACAUCCCUGGCGUCGACAUUGCAUUUUACGAACACCGCGAGUACUACCACACUCCAGGGGACAACAUCGACCGCAUCUCGGCCCAGGACGUGCAGCACUGCGGCGCCAACGUCCUAGCGAUCACUCGCGCCUUGCUAAACACCAACUCCCUGGACGACUGGAGCUCCCAUGAUGAGGCUCUGUACUUUGACGUGAUGGGGCAGUGGGGGGUGACAUUGACUGUGGCCAAGAGGUGGCUCGUGGUGCUAAGUACAUGGGCUGCCGCCGGUGUGGUGGUGCUCGUGCAUUACUAUUCCACUUAUUGGUUUGACCAGAAAACUACCAGUAUGACCUUGGGGCAAUUUGUCAGAUCCGUCGUCGUCAGUCACUGGUCGUAUUUUGCUACUGCCUUGGGGGUAGGGACGUUCGCGGCGUUGCUGGCAAACGUGCCGUUGGUGGGAUUUCUACUCGUGACGCGCAACUCGUUGCUGUCGUGGACGGUGCUCCCCAAUGCCAUCGUAGGGCUCUUGGUGGGCGUCGACUUCGCAGCCAAGUUGUGGCGACGACAAGGCAAAACGGCUCAGAGUAUCCUUCCCCUGGCCGAUGAUUGGAUGCGCUUAGCCACUUCUGGAGCAACGUUCGGCGCGUUCGUGUCCACCUUGCUUGUGUUUAAUGCCCCGCUGUUGUACCUAUUCCCUGUGGCUACAGUGGCAUACGCUAUCGUGCUUGUGUUUGUGUAUAUUGGAGUCGGCUUUGCGAAGAGUCGUCCGAGCCCACAUCCGGACGCCAUGACGUGGCAGCCUGCCGUGUCGUACGCGUCGAUUCCACCGUCGGAAGAACCAGCGAAUCUGUCCGUGGUGCCCUUGGCCAUCGGAAUGGCGCUGGUGGCGGCUCUGGGGGUGUUUCUAUUUGUGGCACUCCCUGUAUCCGUGGACAACUUGUGGAUGAUACAAUCCGUGGGAGGGUGCGACCCCCUCAUCAUGGCUGCCGCGCCGGUGAUCUUGGCCCCGGUCUUGUACUUGGUGCUGCCGUGGUUUGUACUCACUUGGGGAGGCGGCGAGGCCUUGCUCUUGUUUCAGGUGUACCUUGCGGUGUGGGCAGUGGCCACGGUUCAAUACGCGGCGUCCGUGUGAACGCGUUAAGUGGAAUACAUACUUUAAUUACGCUGACUGCAACUAGAAAGGUUGUGUUACUAAUUGGCUGGGAUUAUCAAUCACUACGCUUGUUUUGCUGCA